Molecule: messenger RNA, 2057 nt
Organism: Syngnathoides biaculeatus (alligator pipefish)
Lineage: Eukaryota; Metazoa; Chordata; Actinopteri; Syngnathiformes; Syngnathidae
Product: F-box/LRR-repeat protein 7-like
Exons: 4
Coding region: 181-1650 (489 amino acids)
Biological process (GO): SCF-dependent proteasomal ubiquitin-dependent protein catabolic process
Cellular component (GO): SCF ubiquitin ligase complex
Molecular function (GO): protein binding
Source: RefSeq, a predicted model, not a curated record
GAGAGAGAGAGAGAGAGAGAGACGUAGACGCGGCGUGCACCGCUGGAAGGAGAAGCAGAAGAAAAAGAGGAAGAAGGAGAGGAAGAAGGGCGUCGCGCUCGCGUCCACAUCUGGAUUAACAAUUUGGAUUUUUUGGGAAUUUCUCCUUUUUCGUCGGCGCUCGACUAUGUGUCCUCUCCAAUGGGUGCCAACAACGGAAAAGUGUACGGAAGCGAGGGCAAAGGAAGCUCCAGCAUCUCGUCCGACGUCAGUUCCAGCACCGAUCACACGGCCACCGACGCGCCCAAGAAUGCGACUUCCAGCGAAGGUUUGGACUCCGGCACGAGGACGCUGAGCACGCCCAGUCCCGGCCUCAAGUCGUCGUCUCUGUCCUCCCCGGCGCUGUCCAGCAACGGCCGCGACACCCGCUCCACGUCGUCGUCCUCGUCGGCGGCCGCCUCCGAGACGGUAGCCGUGGUCCACCCGCAGCCGGGCGCCCGCACCCGCUCCCGCGUCCCCAAGGGCCACGCCCCGGCGGACCUCCUGCCCGACGGCCUCCUGCUGCAGAUCUUCUCGCACCUUGCCACCAACCAGCUGUGCCGCUGCGCCCGCGUGUGCCGCCGCUGGCACAACCUGGCGUGGGACCCGCGGCUGUGGAGUACCGUGCGGCUGGACGGCGAACUACUGAACGCUGACCGCGCCGUGCGGGUGCUGACCCGCCGGCUGUGCCAGGACACGCCCAACGUGUGCCUCACCCUGGAGACGGUGGUGGCGAGCGGCUGCAAGCGGCUCACCGACCGCGGGCUGCACGUGCUGGCCCGCUGCUGCCCCGAACUGCGCCGCCUGGAGGUGGCCGGCUGCUACAACAUCUCCAACGAAGCCCUGUUCGAGGUGGUGUCGCGAUGCCCCAACUUGGAGCACCUCGACCUCUCAGGCUGCUCCAAGGUGACGUGCAUCAGCCUGACGGAGGAGGCGUCGCUGCAGCUGUCGCCGCUGCACGGCCAGCAGAUCUCCAUCCGCUACCUGGACAUGACCGACUGCUCGUGCCUGGAGGACGACGGGCUGCGCAUCAUCGCCACGCACUGCCCCCGCCUGACGCAUCUUUACCUGCGGCGCUGCACGCGGCUCAGCGACGAGGCGUUGCGCCACCUGGCCCUGCACUGCCCGUCCGUCCGCGAGCUCAGCCUGAGCGACUGCCGCCUGGUGGGUGACUUCGGCCUGCGCGAGGUGGCCCGCCUGGAGGGCUGCCUGCGCUACCUGAGCGUGGCGCACUGCGCGCGCAUCACCGACGUGGGCGUGCGCUACGUGGCCCGCUACUGCCCCAAGCUGCGCUACCUGAACGCCCGCGGCUGCGAGGGGCUGACGGACCACGGCUUGGGGCACCUGGCCCGCAGCUGCCCCAAGCUCAAGUCGCUGGACGUGGGCAAGUGCCCGCUGGUGUCGGACGGCGGGCUGGAGCAGCUGGCGCUGUACUGCGCCGGCCUGCGCCGCGUCAGCCUGCGGGCCUGCGAGAGCGUGACGGGGCGCGGCCUGCGGGCGCUGGCCGCCAACUGCUGCCAGCUGCAGCUGCUCAACGUGCAGGAGUGCGAGGUGCCGCCGGAGGCGCUGCGCUUCGUGCUGCGCCACUGCCGCAAAUGCGUCAUCGAGCACACCAACCCCGCCUUCUACUGACGGCGGCCGCGCUCGAGUCCCCCGGAAUGUAUUUAAUGUAUUUAUCUGUAAAAACAAACUGUUGUGCGGCGUCUACGGAGACCCAGACGCCACAUCGCUUCACUCGUACCCACAAUGCAGUCGACUUUUUGAAGGAACGCCAUCGUCCCUAAUCCAAAAGUAGCGCUUUGUCGCCUAAGAACAGGAGCGGAGGUGCUGCAUUUGGUCACACCGUAGCCCCGUCUCGUCAAAAAAGCAGUGCAGGCGAUCACGAAUGUGACCAAAGGCACAACAUGCUCGUUUCCCGUACGCAACGCAAUCGCGACGUGCUUGUGACAAUCGUCGAGGAACGUGACAUUGUAGCACACAAACACGUUGCUGCUCCAAUUGUGCCAAUAAAGUCCACCAAAGUGGCUCGUUUCGCAUCA